Molecule: messenger RNA, 1146 nt
Organism: Stereum hirsutum FP-91666 SS1
Lineage: Eukaryota; Fungi; Basidiomycota; Agaricomycetes; Russulales; Stereaceae
Product: aromatic compound dioxygenase
Exons: 6
Coding region: 1-1146 (381 amino acids)
Molecular function (GO): ferric iron binding; oxidoreductase activity, acting on single donors with incorporation of molecular oxygen, incorporation of two atoms of oxygen
Source: RefSeq, a predicted model, not a curated record
AUGGUCCAGCUCUCUACACUUUUCUCCACUCUUACCGUCGCCGCGGUGGCCGGCUCCGCCCUUGCCCAUCCUUCCGUUCACUCCCCUUCUGAACUCGAGUUCCAACGCCGCGCAAGGCGCUCGCUUGGGGACUGUCAAUCACAGCUCAGGAAACGCGACGGUGUUGCUGUUCGAUCCAUGGCUCGCCGCCAGGCCUACGCCGACAGCAUUCGCAAGGCCCGCGGACUUUCUACCGGCCCUUUCAAGCGCGAUCUGGCCACCGUCCUUGCCACCGACCACAAGUCGAACCUGACUGGUGUCACGAACAACACCGACGCUGCCACGCUUUUCGACACGGACAGCUCCUGCGUCCUCGCCCCUGAAGUGACCCAGGGUCCCUACUAUGUCGACGGCGAGUAUGUCCGCUACGACAUUCGCGAGGACCAGGAGGGCAUUCCCACCUACCUCGACAUUGAACUUAUCGACGUCUCGACUUGCGAGCCCGUCCCCGAUAUCUACAUCGAUAUCUGGUCUGCCAACGCUACCGGUGUUUAUUCUGGAAUUGUUGCUAGCGGCAAUGGCGAAUCCACCGACGCUUCUAACAUCAACACUACCUUCAUUCGUGGCAUCCAACAAACCAAUGAGGACGGCGUUGCGCAGUGGCUCACGAUCUUCCCAGGCCAUUACACCUCUCGUGCAACCCACAUUCAUCUUAUCGCCCACCAGACCAAUGCCUCGGUCUACGACAACGGUACUUACGUGGAGAACACUGUCUCCCAUGUCGGUCAGCUCUUCUUCGAUCAGGACCUCAUCUCUGAGGUCGAGGCAACGUCCCCCUACUCGACGAACACCCAAGACCUCACCGAGAACGCUGACGACAGCAUCUUGUCGGAGGAGGCUGAUGACAUCGACCCUGUUGUCGAGUAUGUUCUCCUCGGUGACUCGCUGUCAGACGGUGUCUUCGCUUGGACCUCCAUCGGUAUCGACACCACUGCUGCCUACACAGUCACCCCGUCUGCGGACUACUACGAAACUGGCGGAGUUGCGAACUCCAACAGCGGCUCUGGCAUGGGUGGUGGAGGCAGUGCGCCCUCUGGCUCCGCAACGGGCGUGCCCCCUAGUGGCUCCCUGUCUGGUUCUACCCCUUCCGCGACUUCCUCAAGUUAG